Molecule: messenger RNA, 1461 nt
Organism: Leptidea sinapis
Lineage: Eukaryota; Metazoa; Arthropoda; Insecta; Lepidoptera; Pieridae
Gene: Awh
Product: LIM/homeobox protein Awh
Exons: 6
Coding region: 118-936 (272 amino acids)
Biological process (GO): regulation of transcription by RNA polymerase II; neuron differentiation
Cellular component (GO): nucleus
Molecular function (GO): DNA-binding transcription factor activity, RNA polymerase II-specific; RNA polymerase II transcription regulatory region sequence-specific DNA binding
Source: RefSeq, a predicted model, not a curated record
UCGGUGUUAGUGCUCGCUUGUGGCAAUCGUGAUUUGUGUAAAGUGCGAUGUUUUGAUAUGAAUAUUUAUAUAUGGUUGGUUCUGUGAUAUAUUAAGGUGUUGGGAAUCAAUCUAGAUAUGAAGACGGAGCACCGCACUUGCUGUGCGUGUGGGGAGCCUAUAGCAGACCGCUUCUUGUUAGAGGUGGGUGGGGCCGCCUGGCAUACCGGCUGCUUGCGAUGCUGCGUGUGCGCAGUCCAGCUUGACCGGCAUCCAUCCUGCUUCCUCCGGGAUCGACAAGUUUACUGCAAACAGGACUAUGCCAAGAGUUUCGGUGCGAAGUGCUCGAAGUGCUGUAGGGGUAUAUCGUCAUCAGACUGGGUGAGGAAGGCCAGAGAGCAGGUGUACCACCUAGCUUGCUUCGCAUGCGACGCCUGCGGCCGACAACUAUCGACGGGUGAACAAUUCGCGUUACAUGAAGAUAGAGUGCUCUGCAAACCACAUUACUUAGAGACGCUUGAUGGCGGAUCAAUUUCCUCAGACGAUGGCUGUGACUCCGAGGGCUACCACAAGAGUAAGGCGAAGAGGGUACGCACAACAUUCACCGAAGAACAGCUGCAGGUCUUGCAGGCCAACUUCCAGCUCGACUCAAAUCCAGAUGGUCAAGAUCUGGAGAGGAUUGCACAAGUAACAGGACUUAGCAAGAGAGUGACACAAGUAUGGUUUCAAAACAGCAGAGCUCGGCAAAAGAAACACCAGCACACAGGGAAGGGGAAACAAAGCCAAGUGAUGAGGGAUCCUGAUGUGGGGUUUGGCAGACCCAUCAACCUUCACCUUACAUAUUCUUUCCAGAACAAGCCACCUUUUGUUCCAAUAGAUGGAACUUCGUUCACGGAUUCUUCAAUGGAUGAGUUGUCAGAAGACUCCUCGAUACACUGCAUGCAGAGUGAAGUGUAAACUAGUUUUUGUGUAGUAAAACCUUUAAAUGGGUAUUUUAAAAUGGAUUACUAUCAACUAUUUUGAUCAAUGAUCAAUUAUUCUAACAGACUGAGUAAUAUAUCAACACCCUAGCCGUUGAGGCCUACCAUCCCCUUAAGUGAUAAAAUAAAGAACUACUAGGAACAACAGACUAGAAAUUGAGCUUGUACGAUCCAACUCUAAAGACCCUCUGUUGAUAAAUUGCCAUAACUCACCCUAUGUAUGCUUUUCAUUACAUAAACGUGUGAAAAAGUACUAAAAAUAUAACGCGAUAAACUAACUCAAGAAACGUACCUAUCCCUUAUGUUUUUGAGUUAAGACUUUAGUAAUGUAAUAGUUCAAUAUUGUUUUAUUAUUUCUUUUAGUAAUAGCCGCAAGGAGCCGUAAUGUACAUAAAAUGUAAAAGUGUAUAUUUAUAUUCGCUUAUUCGAAAUAUUUUUUUGCUGAAUGUAGCUUAAAUUUUUGCCCAUAAAUAAAGCUAAGAAUAUGACCAUGUAAACGUGG